Molecule: messenger RNA, 3035 nt
Organism: Papilio machaon (common yellow swallowtail)
Lineage: Eukaryota; Metazoa; Arthropoda; Insecta; Lepidoptera; Papilionidae
Product: xanthine dehydrogenase/oxidase
Exons: 13
Coding region: 192-3035 (947 amino acids)
Molecular function (GO): oxidoreductase activity; FAD binding; iron ion binding
Source: RefSeq, a predicted model, not a curated record
AUCCGAUAGCGGAAUAUUCACAGGUGUUAAUAGAUACCACUGGAAUAUCAGAGUUAAAAGGAUUUGUAGUGGAUCAGAAUUUAGUUUUAGGAGCUGGGACUACACUUUCGGAGGCUUUGGAUAUUUUCAAGUCUUUGUCGAGUGAAAAACAAAAUUUCAGUUAUUUACGGAAACUAUACGAUCACAUUCAAAUGGUAGCUCAUAUUCCUGUGAGGAAUAUCGGCACCAUAGCUGGCAACUUGAUGACAAAACAUAAACAUCGUGACUUUGCUUCUGACUUAUAUCUUUUGUUCGAAACCAUUGGAGCACUAUUGACUAUUUUAAGUUCUGCAGAGAAAAAAAUUGUAACAAUGCAAGAAUUUUUAAAUGUUAAUAUGACAGGAAAAAUAAUCCUGAACAUACUUUGUCCGCCUUUGUCUCAGGACUAUAAAUUAGUUACUUACAAGAUAAUGCCACGAUCACAAAGUGUCCAUGCUAUAACCAACGCAGGAUUUCUUUACAAACUCGAUGAAAACGGUAAAGUCUUAGAGAGCAGGUUAGUAUUCGGUGGUCUGUCCCCGACGUUCACCAGAGCGAGUAAAACAGAAAAUUACUUGAUGGGAAAGUAUCUCUUUGCAAACGAGACCUUACAGGGUGCCAUCAAAGUACUGGACGAUGAACUGGUCAUAACACGGGAGCUGCCCAAGCUUUCCGUAGAGUAUAGAAGACGGCUUGCCAUUGGAUUGUUUUAUAAGGGUCUUCUACACCUCUGUCCGUCAAAUGUAGUCGGUGCAAGAUACCGUUCUGGAGCAGUGGCUAUCCACGACACACGCCCUGUGAGUCAGGGCAGCCAGGAGAUCCAGACCGACCCCACUUUGUGGCCCCUCACCAAACCCAUUCCAAAGAUUGAGGCACUGAGGCAGUGUUCUGGUGAAACAAUUUAUACUGACGACUUGCCACCCAUUAAAAAUGAAGUUUUCAUAUCAUUUGUGCUGAGCACAGUACCUUUGGGACAUAUAGACGUUAUUGAUCCUAGCAUAGCCCUGAAAGAACCAGGAGUUGUAGCGUUUUAUUCCGCCAAAGAUAUACCCGGACUUAACUCGUUCAGUCCAGUUGAUGAUACGUUUUUCUUAACAAAUGAAGAGAUUUUAUGCAGUGGUGAUGUAAAAUAUUACAAUCAACCCGUUGGUAUGAUUGUGGCAGAAACUCAACAUAUUGCGGACAGAGCGGCGAAGCUCGUCACUGUCUCUUACAGCAACGUUAAGAAACCAGUUAUAGAUGUUACAGAGGCUAUAAAAGAUACGAAUAGAUUGAGCCUUUAUACUUCAGUAACAGCAACAAAUAAAGGUUCCGAUGUAUCAAAGGUGAUAAACGGGUCCAUGACUAUUUAUCAGCAAUAUCCAUUUUGUAUGGAGUCUUUGUGCAGCGUUUCUAUCCCAUCAGAAGAUGGAUUAGAAGUUCACGCGGCAACACAACUUUCAAUGGGCGUACAGGUUGCGAUUUCUCGAGCUUUAAAUAUUCCACUAAAUAAGAUUGAUGUGUACGUCCGUCAAGUGGGCGGCGCUUAUGGGUAUAAAUUGACGCGAAACAAUCAAGGCAUUGUGGCCGCCAGCCUCGCCACUCUACGCCUUGGCCGGCCCUGUCGCUUCGUACAAAAUCUCACAACGAACCUCAGAGCUGUCGGCAAAAGAUGUCCCUGUACUACAAAUUACGAGGUGGGAGUAAACGCCAAAGGUGUAGUUCAAUACUUGAAUUCCAACUUGUACACUGACAACGGAUACACAGUGAAUGAGCCGUUAAUAAUGCUCGCCGCGCCGGUCUUCAACAACUGCUACAACAAAGCCACUUGGAACUACAAUUUGUACAACGUUGUUACUGACACCGCGUCGAACACAUGGUGCCGGUCACCAGGAUCGUUGGAAGCAAUCGCAAACGCCGAGCUCAUAAUGGAAAGAAUUUCCUAUGAAAUGAACCUAGAUCCGGUCAAUGUUCGUCUAGCUAACCUAGACCUGGCUAGUAGUGCAGUUCAGGAAAUGUGGGAUAAUUUAAAAAUAAAAUCACAAUAUGACGAGAGGCGUGCGGACGUACAGAAAUUCAAUUCAGAAAACAGAUGGUUGAAGCGAGGCUUGAGAGUAGCUUUCAUGAGGUGGUCGUCUCUCAACACUACGUUUACAUCUGCAACUGUAUCCGUGUUCUCCGAUGACGGAACCGUUGCUAUCACACAUGGUGGUAUCGAGAUAGGCCAGGGUAUCAACACUAAGCUAGCUCAGAUUUGUGCCUACUUCCUCCAAAUACCCUUGAGUAAAAUUCUUGUGAAAGGGCAAAAUACAAUUAUUUCUCCUAAUGCGGCUCCAACUUCAGGAAGUGUGGCAUCACUUAACGUUGCCCUGUGUGUCCAAAGAGGCUGCGAAGAUUUACUUCGAAGGUUGGAACCGAUCAAACAACAGAUGGGUGGGAACCCCACUUGGGAGGAACUUGUGAAAAAAGCGUAUAAAUCAAACAUUGACUUACAAGGUCGAGGAAUUCUUAAUUUAGGAGACGAGAAUUCUUCUCAAGUAUAUGGUGUUAUUGUGACUGAAGUUGAAAUCGACAUAAUAACUGGGCAAUCUGAAAUAAAACGUGUAGAUCUAUUAGAAGACGUAGGACAAAGUGUUAGUCCUGAAAUAGACGUUGGUCAGAUCGAAGGAGGUUUUAUCAUGGGUCUCGGAUAUUGGACGUGUGAAAAAAUGGAAUAUGAACCGAGGACAGGAGAGGUGCUCUCCGAUCGUACGUGGACCUACUGGGUGCCGCAAGCUAAAGACAUUGCACAAGAUUUCCGUAUUUAUUUCAGAGAAAACUCUUAUAGUACCAACACUUAUCUUGGGGCUAAAGCUACUGGGGAACCGGGAACUUCUUUGGCAGUAGCAAUACCGCUGGCGAUGCGCGAAGCAAUCUCUGCGGCAAGACUAGAGUCCGGAAUACCGACUAAUCAGUGGUUCCAAAUCAAUGGCCCGUACACCACAGAACAGAUAUGUUUAGCGGCGGCAACAAAAUUUGAAGACUUUAAAUAUUAUUAA